AGCCGCGCUGAGCUCAUUUAUAAAGUCUUCCAUUCUUCAACGCCAUUACAGAGUUGCAAAAAUUCAACAUAACUUUUUUGCAUGAUAAGCGAUUUAUUCUCAAUCUCCGCGCGUAGCCAUUUGGAUUUCGGUUCUUCUUUCUACAUACAAAUAGAUAUUUAACUGAAACGCUUUCACAAACCAAACCACUUUACGAAUUUUAAGCAUUUCUGUCUGCUUUCUUCUUCAACUCCAUUCCAUUUCAGAGAUGGGGUUUCUGCAGACCGAAGAGAGCAAGAGGAUGGAGAUUGAGGAGCUCCGCCGCAUGUUGGUGGCUUGCGCCGGUGUCAACGGAAGGAAAGACGAUGAAGAGUUCAGAGGGUUGCGUGAUAGAAUGGAUGAUGAUGAGCGCCGCCGUGAUGAGGUGGUUUGUGUCACUAGUGGCGUUUCGUUCUUGGGUUUGGCUAUUGUCAACAGGCUGUUGCUUCGUGGAUACUCUGUUCGAAUCAUUGUUGAUAAUCAAGAAGAUAUAGAGAAAUUGAGAGAGAUGGAGAGUUCUGGGGAGAUGAGGACGUAUAAUAAUAAUUUGUCAGUGGUUACUGCCAAGCUAACUGAAGUUGAGGAUGUGGUGGAAGCGUUCGAGGGCUGUCGUGGCAUCUUCCACACCUCUGCAUUUGUUGAUCCUGUUGGCCUCUCUGGCUACUCUAAAUGUAUGGCUGAGAUAGAAGUGAAAGCGACUGAGAGUGUAAUGAAGGCAUGCGCAAGAACUUCCUCAGUAAAAAAUUGUGUGCUUACAUCCUCACUUUUGGCCUGCAUUUGGCGAGAAGGCGCCAAGCAAGACCUGUCUCAAGUAGUUAACCAAGACUGCUGGAGUAAUGAACCACUCUGCAUAAACAAGAAGCUAUGGUAUGCCUUGGGCAAACUAAGGUCAGAGAAGGCUGCAUGGCAAAUAGCUGAGGAAGGAGGCUUAAAGUUAGCCACCAUUUGUCCAGGUCUCAUUACAGGUCCUGACUUUAUUCAAAGAAAUCCCACAGCAACAAUUGCUUAUCUCAAAGGAGCCCAAGAGAUGUACGCAAAUGGGUUGCUGGCAACAGUGGAUGUAAUGAGACUGGCCGAGGCUCAUGUAUGUGUAUAUGAAGCGAUGAACAAGACUGGAUUUGGAAGAUAUAUUUGCUUUGAUAAAGUCAUUAAAAGAGAAGAUGAGGCAGAAAGGCUAGAAAGCCAAGUGGGAAUGCCAAAAAACAAGUUAUCUGGAAAUACAAACAUUAUAUCUAUGCCAUUUGAAUUGUCAAACAAGAAGCUUACAACUCUCAUGUCAAGAACGCUUAGACCUUGUUAUAAUCAAUUUUAGGAGGAGGUAUAUUUGCUCAAGUUUACCGAGGAUUUAAGAUAGAGCAUGUUCUUUCAUUGAUUGCCCAUAUGUUUCCCAUUUGCAAUGCCUUAAUAAAUCUUUUAUUUUAUUC
Pistacia vera is the source of this 1442-nucleotide messenger RNA. Its product is annotated as cinnamoyl-CoA reductase-like SNL6. Bases 248 to 1330 code for a protein of 360 amino acids. NCBI's taxonomy places the organism in Eukaryota, Viridiplantae, Streptophyta, Magnoliopsida, Sapindales, Anacardiaceae. Gene Ontology annotation, molecular function: 3-beta-hydroxy-Delta5-steroid dehydrogenase (NAD+) activity. Gene Ontology annotation, biological process: steroid biosynthetic process. The record is from RefSeq and is a predicted model, not a curated record. The transcript is spliced from 5 exons.